ACAGCUCAUUCACCAGCCCGCCAGGGGCUCAGUGACUCCCCAGAUGAAGGAGCAGACCUCAUUCCUGGGCUUCUAGAAGGAAACCUUCCUCACCCAGUGGGAAGGGGACACCAACUUGAGGACAGUGGAGCGGAGCCUGGGACUCGCGUGCGGCUGCGGCCGGCCUGUGCUCCGCCCAGGGCCAGGGAUGGGGCCCCCACGAGCUCCCGCGCGUCGUUGCGCGCAUACUAGGAGGAGUACGGUGGCGCGGGGCUGGGCGCUUCCCGCGCGAGCCCCGCCGCCCGGUGACUGCGUGCUGCCCGCCCGGCUUGUGCCCGCGCCGGCCAGUCCCUCGCUCGCCGGCCAACGCCGCCGCCCGCUGCCCCCAGCGCCGUCCCCAUGAAGAAGACCCCCAUGUGGUUCCUGGAGCGCCUGCGCGUGUCCGGCGAGAACGGGGCGGAGGGUGCGGACCGGGCCCGGGGGCCCGUCUACAGCAACGUGCUCACGCCCGACAAGAUCCCUGACUUCUUCAUCCCGCCCAAGCUGCCCGCCGCGCCUCCCGACCCCGAGGCGCCCGCCGAGCCCGGGCCCCAGUCCCCCGAGCCCGGCCGCGCGCCCCGCAGCCCGCGCCUGCCCGCACGCCUGGCCGCCGAAAGCCGCAGCCUGCUGAAGGCCGCCACGCGCCACGUGAUCCAGGUGGAGAGUGCGGAGGACUGCGCGGAGGAGGCAGCCCUGCCCGCGUCCACACCCGCGCCCGCUGAGAGCCCGCGGCGCGAGGCCCUGCGCCCAGGGGAGCCCGGCGCCCCCUCGCAGGCCGGCUCCCCCGGCGCCGCGCGCCGCGCAGCCCGGCCUCGGCCCGACGGCGGGGACGCGGCGCUGCGGGGUCCCAGUGGUGGCGAGAGCGACACCGGCUCGUCGGCCGAGUCCUCGCCCUUCGGCUCGCCCCUGCUGUCGCGCUCCGUGUCGCUGCUGCGCGGCUUCGCGCUGGACGGCCAGGCCAAGGUCAGCCAGCUCACGCAGGCCGUGGCCCGGCCCGGCUCGCUGUCCGCGGACGACAGCUCCCCGCAGGCCAGCCCGGGAGCCCGCCGCCGCCGGCCCCGCCGCGCCCCCGCGCCGCCCGCGCCCCCGGCGCCGCCCGCGCCGGGCGAGCAGGCCGUGCAUCUGGGUCCCCGCGGCAGCGUGCGGCUGCGGGCCGAGUACCAGGCUGCUCAGGCCCGGCUGCGGGUGCGGCUGCUGGCGGCCGAGGGCCUGUACGACCGGCGCUGGGACGCGCGCGCCAUCCACUGCUGCGUGGCGCUCUGCCUGCUGCCCGGGAAGCUGCAGAAGCAGCGCAGCACCGUGGUCAAGCACAGCCGGCGCCCCGAGUUCAACGAGGACUUCUUCUUCGACGGGCUGGGCCCCGCCUGCGUGGGCAAGCUGGCGCUGCGCAUCAAGGUGGUCAACAAGGGCAGCAGCCUCAAGAGGGACACGCUGCUGGGCGAGAAGGAGCUGCCGCUGGCCGCGCUGCUGCCCUGUGCCUGAGCCCGGCUGGGGUCCUGGCCCUUGUCUCUGAGCUGGAGAGGCAGAGAAAGGGAGACGCCGGGCACCCUGGCCUCCUCCAGUGCCUGGGGCAGGAAUGCAACCUGGGCGGGACAGUGGCGGGGCUGUGCACUGUGUGUGGGGGGCUGUCUCACUGGUCUCUAGAGUCUUUGAUGCCCAGGGGAGCUGCUUCACUGGCCUCUAUUCUCUCAAGCCCAGGGGAGCUGCUUCACUGGCCUCUAGAGUCUCUCAUGCCCAGGGGAGCUGUCUCACUGGCCUCUAGAGUCUCUCAUGCCCAGGGGAGCUGCUUCACUGGCCUCUAGAGUCUCUCAUGCCCAGGGGAGCUGUCUCACUGGCCUCUAGAGUCUCUCAUGCCCAGGGGAGCUGUCUCACUGGCCUCUAGAGUCUCUCAUGCCCAGGGGAGCUGUCUCACUGGCCUCUAGAGUCUCUCAUGCCCAGGGGAGCUGUCUCACUGGC
Erinaceus europaeus (western European hedgehog) is the source of this 1974-nucleotide messenger RNA. It is a transcript of the gene C2CD4C, whose product is annotated as C2 calcium dependent domain containing 4C. The coding region runs from base 379 to 1500 and encodes 373 amino acids. The transcript has 2 exons. NCBI's taxonomy places the organism in Eukaryota, Metazoa, Chordata, Mammalia, Eulipotyphla, Erinaceidae. The record is from RefSeq and is a predicted model, not a curated record.